Molecule: messenger RNA, 2477 nt
Organism: Anneissia japonica
Lineage: Eukaryota; Metazoa; Echinodermata; Crinoidea; Comatulida; Comatulidae
Product: ketimine reductase mu-crystallin-like
Exons: 9
Coding region: 115-1044 (309 amino acids)
Cellular component (GO): cytoplasm
Molecular function (GO): hormone binding
Source: RefSeq, a predicted model, not a curated record
AUCCAUAUCAUCAACAUACAAACGUGGACAUACAGACGAAGUCGACGGGAUCUAGGGCAGGGUUUAUUUAGGUCUAGGCUUAGCAGCAAUAAUAAGUGAAGGAAUCAAUUCAAAAUGAAUAUUAUCACUAUAACAGAAGAAGCUGUGAAGAAAUUGUUAAAUUAUGCAGAUCUGAUACCAAUAAUUAGCAGUGCAUUUGCCAAAUUUUCGAUGGGAAAGGAAGGUGGUGUUGUGCAGCCGGUCCGGGUGAUGUUUCCUGCGGAAAAACAAAAUGGAAUGAAUUAUGUUAUGCCGUGUUUGUAUGAUGAUAUUAUGACUACAAAGAUUGUGACAUUUUACUCGGACAACAAGGACAUGCCUUCCCACCAAGCUUAUAUAUCGUUGUUUGACGCCACCAACGGGACAAUGAAAGCUUUGUUAGCUGGUGAAACAAUAACAUGUCAACGAACUGCAGCAAUGUCAGCAGUUGCAACAAAACAUCUUGCACCUAAGAACCCUAAAGUACUUGCAAUUCUCGGUGCCGGAGCCCAAGCUAGAAGUCAUUUCCAUUGCCUUAAUUCCAUCAUUCCCUUUGAAGAGACAAGAAUCUGGACUAGAACAUUUUCCAAGGCUCAGGCGCUAGCCAAAGAGCUUGGAUGCAGGGCUUGUGAAACAGGAGAGGAGGCGGUGCAAAAUGCGGAUGUCAUAGUAACAGUUACCAGUUCCUCCACACCUGUCCUAAAAUAUGAAUGGGUCAAGAAAGGUGCCCAUAUUAAUGCGGUUGGUGCCUGUAGGCCUAAUUGGCAGGAAAUUGACCCAGAGCUCAUGCGCAAUGCAGUUGUAUAUGCUGACAGCCUCGAAGCUAUUUUUAAGGAGUCUGGUGAUGUUCUUCUAUCCAAGUGUGAUGUUUAUGCAGAAAUAGGAGAAGUUGUGAAUGGAACCAAGGAAGCAAAAACUGAACAAACAACUGUCUUCAAAUCAUUAGGUCUAGCUGUAAUGGAUACAGUUACUUCAAGACUAGUCUACAAUAAAUACUGCGAGCAGUCAUUGAAUAGCACCGCCUAGAGUUCUGGCUGGGUUUCUCUGAAUAGCCCUGCUGAAAUUUGAGUCUAACCAAUUAAACAAAACUCAUAAUUGAUAUUAAUAAUAAUCACUUAAUUUUUUUAUAUAAAUUAGGCCACAAUGAAUCAAUCUUGCCCAUAAUCAAAGAACAGUAGAUUUUAUUUAUACUAUUGUCUUUUAUGAUAUUUUUAUAGACAUAAGUACUAUAUAUUUUGAUAUAGAAUGUAAUGAUGUGAUUUAUACUCUAGUAAAAUUGGGGCUUUCAGAAUCAGAGGGUUUGGUUUAAUCUGAAUGCAAAUCACAUUAUUAAAUUUUUAAUUUCUAAAUUCCACAAGAAACAGUAUAAUAUCUUUAUUAUGUAAAAAAGAUUUACAUAAUUUUGUAUAUAGUUUUAACAUAAAAUAUUAUGAGACAAAGGGAGAUAUUAUUUUAUGUUUUUAAACAGAUGUUUUAUACAAAAUUAUAUGCUGCGUUUUAAUGAAUGUAUUAUAUACAUACUAGACAGAUGGGACUAGUGUUGUCUGAAAGCUCUGGUUCUGUUUCUGGCUGCAAACUUUGCUUAUGUUUAUGUUUUUAAACAGAUGUUUUAUACAACAUUAUAUGCUUCUUUUUAAUGAAUGUAUUAUAUACAUGCUACAUAGAUGGGCUAGUGUUGUCUGUAAGCUCUGGUUCUGUUUCUGGCUGCAAACUUUGCUUAUGUUUAUGUUUUUAAACAGAUGUUUUAUACAACAUUAUAUGCUUCUUUUCAAUGAAUGUAUUAUAUACAUGCUACAUAGAUGGGCUAGUGUUGUCUGUAAGCUCUGGUUCUGUUUCUGGCUGCAAACCUCGCGUUUACAUUUUAGCUUUUUUUUUUUUUUCUACUUAAUUCAGGAUUCAGCCAUCUAUUCCCACGUUGUAUUGUUUUUUUUUCCUCCAGUAUUUUACCUUUUAAUAAUAAUUGGUUUUUGUCUGAAAUCCACUGUACAUUAAUAUAAAUGUAUAAAUUAUUUGCAUAAAUGUGAAUAUCUAAAAAAAAGAAGUUUAAACACAUAUUGUUUUGGUGUUGGUACACGUGGUGUAAUCAUAUUGAGUUUUAAUGAUGACAGUGUGCUAUAAAAUUACAAUUUACAUUAAAUGUGUAUACUGUACAUUAGUCGGCCUAUGAUGAAAAUAUUUGUAAACAUUGUUCAUUCAAGGUUGACAUACAUAGCUGAUAUAUACCAUAAAACUUUUAAUAAUAACCCUGGGUUACUAUUCUUUGAUUGUUUUUUUAGGUUGGGUUACUAUUAGAGUAUGGGUUACUAUUAGAGUAGUUGGUUACUUCUACUAAGUUUAAUUUAGGCACUUGAAAGCAGUAAAACCCCACCCACCCCCAGCUUUUUGUGUUAGCAAUUCAUAGAAAUAAAUAACUACAGUAUGAGUAAAAAAAACUUCGUUGAUUAAAUCUUAUUUAUAAA